Molecule: messenger RNA, 3146 nt
Organism: Bactrocera tryoni
Lineage: Eukaryota; Metazoa; Arthropoda; Insecta; Diptera; Tephritidae
Exons: 7
Source: RefSeq, a predicted model, not a curated record
UGAAAAGAUUGCCACACUUACAUACAGCGAGGAUAGUGAAUCAAAACUAUUAUCCUGCUAAGUGCUGUUUAUUGAUUUUUUGAGAAAAAUAUUGUAAAAUUAUUCGAAGUGUUUCCUAAUUAUAUUAUUUUUGUAAAUAACUGAAAAUCACGACCGUUAUGCGAGUUCCCGACAUCACGUUAACAGCUGGAAAUGCUGCACAAUUUACGCACAACACCAACAACCCAACUACACUACAACAACAGCAACAACAACAAGUGACAACAACCAAAUCGCCGGAGGAGUCCCUACGCUCUUUACAACCGGAACGUAAAGAGAUAAAUAAGAAUGCCAACUGGCCAGCGAAUGGAGUGAAUACCACGUCUACCGGUUUCUUCGAUUACUUACCUAGUGCUCAGUUUAGUGACAACUCAGUGUAUACCUCUUCGGCCGAUGAGUUUGUGCAACGUGCAUUGAGCUCUUCCCUGGCAGUGCCAUAUGAAUACACAAAUCCUGCAUUGGUCGGCAGCAGAUAUGAGGAAUACUACCAACGAACGAAUCCACAAACACAAAAUUAUCUAGAAAAUUACGGUGGUAAUAGCAAUAGUGCCUAUAAGGGAUUCCGGGAGGUGUAUGUGAAUCGUGCCGCAAUCGCUUUGGAUGAUUACGAAAAAAUCAAUCGUGCAAUAAAAUUCGGCAACUCUAACUCCGUUACGAACGCUGUGGUGCGAGAGAGCGAUAAUUAUAGCACUCGUGCAGUCAGAGAUGUGAGUCAAAGCGAUUGCCACAUCGAUUAUAACAACGAGAUGAAAAAGGAUAUAGGCAUUACCGUUAAUGAACCAAAUUCAAAUCAUCAGCAACAAGUUAGGCCAAUAGCUUCGACAGUAGAGUGCUCCGCCGGAAAUGUGAACGAUUCGGAAAAUUAUUAUAACGAUCAGUCUAUGCUGGAUUUGUGUAACGAACGCGAUCAAAAAUCAAAUGUCGAACAGCACAACGAUGAAUUAGAUGAAUAUCUGACAUCGCCAACUUCAUCGAGCGUCUCUUUGAGCACACCACAACGCUCCUACUUUCCGCGUGGUAUAAUCAAUCCAAACUAUCCUGGUUUUCAACAUUUAGCGCACACACUCUCCGAACAUUUCAUCGGUUGUACACCAUCCGAUUCGUAUGACAGUGACAUGUCCGAGUGUGAAAUGGAGUUGAGCACCGACAGUUGUGAAGAGUUGCCCAGCGAGGAGCAACAGACAGAGUUGAAUACGAAACUGAAUAUCUACAAUAACAAUAGUAACAGCAACAGCAACAGCAACAGCAGCCACAAGAGAGCACAAGUCGAGAGUCAGCAAUCUACAGACAUUGCACAGCAGCAAUGGCAGCGGCAACAACAUCAACAACAACCCAACCUAACAGCUUACACCGAUGCUAACAGCAAUAGCGCCACCACACAGCAUGUGAGCAGCGAUGAGCUCCAGCAGCAACAACAGCAUCAACAGGAGCAACACAGCAAAUUGGGCGCAUUGAUCGCAAACGAAUUGCACGAUAACUUACGACAAUUGCUCACUUUGAAUGUGCCCGAUAAUUACUCCGAUGCCUAUAUUAUAAACUCUGCGGACAAUUUUGCCUUUCGUUGUGAUCAGAAGUGUCGAUUAGUCGCACAAAUCUCCGAUGAGAGACAGCAGGUGUACGGCACCACACCUGACAUUUUAUUGAAGAAUUCUAAUUUACGCGUAGAAGAACUUUCGAAGAAGGAGAAUCGUCCGGAUCUAUUGCGCGGUGUAAGCCCACAACCUCUGCGUAAACGCACCGAAACGGCUUUUGAAGAUUUCAACCAAAUUGCACGUCUCGACAAUUCGGUGGAAAAACGAGAAUUGGAAAGAAAAGAGGUGCAAACGCACGUACCCAGUGAGCGCCGUAGCAAUGCUACAACGCCAGUGCGUUCCCAUGAAAACGGUAGAGAGGACGGUGUGGGCUUUGGUAUAACGCCAGUGGACAUAAUUGGCGAUUUCGAGCAGGAGGUGGAAAGAGAAUUUGGUCUUCUGGUUAGCGGCUACAGGCGUUUGGUCGAAACCAAUGAUGAAGCAAAUGAAGACGACAAUGAGGUCGGACAACCACAACCAAUAGAGAAGGUAUCGGAUGCGAUGCUUUCGAGCGCAAAAGAUCUUAUUGACUCCGAUAAAUAUGUUACGGCACUAAAACAAAAUAAUGAAGAUGUAACCACCGAAGUUGAAGCGAAAGCAGAAACGGCUUGCAAGAGUGGAGGACAAGAUCCAGCAAUGGACUUCAUGGAGGACAAUAAUGCGGUCGACUGGUCGUAUGGACGUUGCGGUGAUUCGGAAGAAAUAAAUGCAUGUCACGCCAAAGAGCGGGAUUGCAGUAGCCAAAGAGAGCGAGAUGAUGUUACAGAUGUAAGCACCGUUAGCAAUACAAGUAGCGCACAAAUGCGACCCAAAUACCAAAAGGCUUCUUAUGAUGAGCGUCAGCUACCGCCCGUAGCCAUUGAGUACAAGCGUUGUCAACAAAACGCACGUAACAUGCGAAAAUCCGCUGGACAAAAUCAUGAGAAAUCAGAGAAGCCCACUAAAGCGUCAGGUGGCAGUAAGAUUGGACGUAAUCAUUCGAAAACAGGCUUCACUAGUCGUUUUUUCAGUUCGAAGCGCACCAAUAUGGGUGGUAGCUCGAGAAAUAGCGAAGAAAAUGCGAAUCGCCGUCGUGAGGAAGCCGAAAUGCAUCAAUAUCAACAGUUGAUUAGCAACAAGGAGUUAAUUUUGAGCAACAGCCGUUAUACGAAAAUGUCCGCGUGGGCGGAAUAUUUGAAGAACUCGGUGAAAAAUCAUGGCGGCAAGUGCGCAAGCACCGAUUUGGCUUCACCAAGUGCUUUGGAUUUGUUUGAUGCUUAUAAAAUUGGUGGGGACUUCGAUAUGGAAACCUUGCAGCAGCAUCUUAAACUGGCUAAAGAGAUUGAGAAAAAGGUGAGUGGUACAAUCAUGGAUUUCGAUGGCGAUAAUGAUUUUAGCUCACUACCAGUGCCACAAAAGCGGCGCCACUAUAAAAAGGAUUCGCGUUUUGUGUUCGAUUUGUAUACGCUGUGUUAUGACGAAAACGAAAGUGUCGACACCGUUGAAUUGUUCACAUCCAUUGUAAAUAACACAGCGGCGGAUAAUUGGUCUGAGAAG